GUAUUGUUAUAAUCUAUUUAUUUUAUGUAUUUUGUUACUUUUACUAUGUUAAUUAGUUUUAUUGCCAAUAAUUAAUGAAUCAUUGUUAAAAAACAGAUACCUUGCAGCUGUUUUCCGAAGCCACAUUUUAGAUUAUAAGAACUGCAUUUGAGUCUGGCAUUGUUUUGGAUUCUGGCACUGUUAAAAUAGACAAUGGUUGUAGCAGAGCUAGUAGCAGUGCUGAUGAUGGCAGCAACGAGGAUGGGUCCAUCACGAGGGGACCAAUGUCCCUUAAUAAACUUCAUAUGUUGAGUUUUAUUAAUAUUUCCCUGGCUGGCGGGGUCAAAUCUCUCUGCCCCCAUGUUAUCAGUUACCUGGUACUGGUAGCAGCACAGUAGACAAGUGGUCAGCCAAAAUUGAUUCUAUUCAAAACGUGUUCCCUGUUUUCUUGUGUUCCCGGGCGUCCUUGAAUCCCCCACAUCAUUACUGUAUUAUUACACAUCUUCAUUUGGCUUUCGUUCAGCGAGCUUACCUGGCACAUGCUGACAGCUUAGUCAGCUUGUAGUGGUACUGUACCAGUGCUGCGAGAGAUCCUCUUCUCAUUAUUUUCAACUCGUCUUCCGAAAAGAACAAUGAGCUCCCAAUUCGCCAACGAUUGUGGUACUGGUACUGCUAAAGAUGCCAUUGACUAUAGUCAGAACUGGUCCAAGAAUAUCCAGUUUCAUGCCGAUACAGUCUUAUUUCCCACUUCGGUCGAAGAAGUGAUUCAGAUUGUCCAAAAUCCCCAGUACACCUCUAUCAAGGCCUUUGGAACCAGACACUGCUUCAAUGACAUUGCCGAUACUGCCAUUCCCCAAAAAGAAAAAGAAAGCACUUUAUCAUCAGUGGCAAAAAAAAGUGUCCACAUUGGAAUGGACAAAAUGACGCAAAUUCACAUUAUUCUGCCUCCAUCCUCGGAUGACCACGACGACACACAUCCAAACCAAAAAGCAUUGGUCCAAUUCCAAGCCGGUGUCACCUUCACGCAACUCAUGGCAGCCGUGGAAGAAGCGGGAUUUGCCCUCUUCAAUAUGCCAUCGCUGCCUCACAUUAGCGUCGUGGGGGGCAUUCUCACGGGGACCCAUGGAUCCGGCAUUGGGCACGGGAUUUUGGCCACCAAAGUUUUCGAAGUCCAAGUGGUGCAUGCCAAUGGCACGGUUGCCACCUACGACAACAACACGCCGCUUCUUCAUUUGGGAGCUUGGGGCGUGGUGGUGUCUGCCACAAUGGAAUUGGAACCAAGCUACCAUGUCGCCAAGGGAAUCUAUCUGGAUCUGCCGUACUCCGUCUUUCUGCAACAUAUUGACGAACUCUUAGGACCAUCUUCGAUACAAGCCAUGGGUGAAUUCACCAGUGUCUUUAUGGAUUGGAAAGAACCCUGCAUGAGUUCCAUUUGGGUGGGUAAAAAGUAUGAUCCAUCCACUACUACUCUGCUCAACAGACCCAAACUACCCGAGACUCUGUUUGGUGGUGCGGCCCGUCAAGUGACUCCCGGCACCCAAUUCCAUCCCGUACCGGGACAAGAUCCCGUGGCUUGCAUUGCGACGGGAUACGGGUCGUGGACGACCAAAGUCAAUCACUUUUUGCCCAAUCAUCCACCCUCUUCGGCCGGAAACGAAAUCCAAGCCGAAUUUUUUGUCCCCUAUCGGCAUUUCCAAGCGGCAUUGCAAGCACUGUGGGACCAUCGGCAUGUGUUUGCGCACUUGGUGCAAAUCACCGAAUUGCGGGCCAUGGCACAAGACAAUCUACCCCUCAGUCAAGCCAAACACGAAACCGUGGUGGGGAUUCAUUUUACACUCUUCAAGGUGAAUGCCAACGUGCUGAAUCCAAUACUGGCACAAGUGGAGGCCAUUUUAAUGCCGUUCGAGUACAAAGUGCAUUGGGGGAAAUGGUUCGUGGCACGGGGGAAGCAAUUGCAGCAACUCUACGACCAGGAAGAUGUGGAGGAACUCAGACGCCUCAUUCAAUUGCAUGAUCCUCAGGGUCGUUUUAGCAAUCGAUACAUUCAAACUUGCCUUUUGGAGGACGAAGGUCCGUCGCGAUCGUCGAGGCUGUGAUGAUCAUAUAAACAUCGCACAGCAUGCCGGUGACUAGCAAAAAGACCGGGAGCUUUCCCCCCCCAGUAGAGACAAGCCAAGCGAGAAAGCAUUGUGGUCGGUUGAGACCAAAUCAAAUUUUGGCAAACACAUGUCGUUGUCGGAUUGUGCUACAGUAUACAUCGACCUCCCAGCUAUGAUACAUGUACAACGAAGAAGAGCGGUGUCAGCUGACAGCCAUC
Seminavis robusta is the source of this 2296-nucleotide messenger RNA. NCBI's taxonomy places the organism in Eukaryota, Bacillariophyta, Bacillariophyceae, Naviculales, Naviculaceae. The record is from the annotation of a GenBank genome assembly.